This is a messenger RNA of Perca flavescens (yellow perch), 962 nucleotides long. Its product is annotated as COP9 signalosome complex subunit 9. Lineage: Eukaryota; Metazoa; Chordata; Actinopteri; Perciformes; Percidae. The coding region runs from base 163 to 372 and encodes 69 amino acids. The transcript is spliced from 3 exons. The record is from RefSeq and is a predicted model, not a curated record.
GGAACCUUUGUCUUCACUCGGCUUUUUACGUCGGAUUUAUUUUCACCCGGCACCGCUCUAGUUUGGCUGUGUAGCUCGCUGUACUAUACAUCCAUGGUGUACCUUCUUUAGCUAAUAAUUUGAUGUAUUUUUGGCGAUAAGACCUUGUGUUUUUGUUCAUCGAUGCCACUAAAGGAUCAAUCAAAUUCGACCGUCGCCAUGAAACCAGCAGUGGAUGAGAUGUUUCCUGAGGGCGCGGGACCGUACGUUGAUCUGGAUGAGGCUGGGGGAAGCACAGGACUGCUGAUGGACCUGGCUGCCAAUGAAAAGGCAGUUCACUGCGACUUCUUCAAUGAUUUUGAGGAUCUGUUUGAUGACGAUGACAUCCAGUGACCGAGACUAACACGUCUUCAGAGUAAUGACGGAUGAUAUUCACACCACUCCACUUUUCUUUUUCUUUUUUUUUGGUGGAAAGGAAACCAACCAUUUACUGUCUAAUGACAUACAAUUGCCUUUCAUAGUUGUCCUAGGUUCAGUCUUUUUUUAAAACAUCCUUCAAAAGUCGUGACCCGCUCCAGAUGUUGUGAAAUUCUUAACAUCCCAAGGAUUCCUUCAUAUAUGGUAUGUUAAAAUUAUGAGCUUGUAUUGUGCUCAUGUCUUCGACUGCUUCUAAACAGGAUUGCAGGUUUUAGUGUGUUGGAGAACACCUGUUCAGAGCGUAAUUAUACAUGUGAUGGGCAGAGGCUCCAUAUGCUGUCGCCCUUAAACAUGCGGCAGAUGGCAUAUGAUGAAUGAUGGUCUGCUAAAAUGACUUAAAUUAUUUGUAUAACGUGCAUGAUAGUCACAUACAGUACAUUCUGUGUGUUUGGUUUUAUAGCUGCAGUCCUGUUCCAUCAUUCAUUUGCACCUGUGUACAGUAGUUAUGGAUCCACACUUGUAUUUUUGUGGUCAAAAAUCAAUAAAUAGCAUUUUGUAUAAAAGAA